Molecule: messenger RNA, 1279 nt
Organism: Halteromyces radiatus
Lineage: Eukaryota; Fungi; Mucoromycota; Mucoromycetes; Mucorales; Cunninghamellaceae
Exons: 3
Coding region: 55-1197 (380 amino acids)
Source: RefSeq, a predicted model, not a curated record
UUUCUUUUCUUUUCUUUUCUUUUUUUUUCAAUUUUUUUUUUUUAUCAAUUGUUAAUGCCAAACUCUAUUAUUACUGUUACCAAUGAUGAGAAUGUCAAUGAUGACUCACAAAUAUACUUCAAACCCGAUACCAUUGAUACUCCAGUGUACGAAAAACCGAAUGCUUAUGAAGAGGAAGAACAAGUGGACGCUUUGGUAGUAGGAUUAAACUCAACACAACUCGACAAAGUCAAUGAAUAUGAAGAUGACGGCGAAGAACCUAUACAUACAACAGUGGUACGAUACAAGACAAGAAAGUCAAAGAUGGCACCUCCUCCUCCGGCAACCUCUCCCUUACUUAGCCAUGGUGCUAUGACAGCAACUACGAGUACUACCAUUAUUCCAGAAGACGAAUUUGUCAAACGACCUUUAUCAACUAGCAGUUUUGAUUCACAAGCAAUAAGUCCCAGUGUCAGCAGUACUAGUACUACAGAUUCGAUUCAAUCUUCAACUUCAUGUAAACAAAUGCUUCUUGAUUCUUUGAAACGACGGCCUUCCAGUGAUGUGGUCAAGUUUGAUUUACGCAAACAGUCACUUGUACAGCCUCACCAUCAUGAUAUCUAUCUUGGUGGUACUAAGCAACUAGUAUAUCGAAAACGACAACCUCAUUCUUAUUCUUGGGGUUUUCAAAAUAUCUUGUAUCUGGUGACGGAUGACGACAAUUUCAAUAAGAAAACGAAAUAUGGCAUCAAGGUGGCGGAAGCUAGACGACGAGCUUUUCAAAAACAAAUCACAGUGGAAUGGGGAUUAAAUGAAGAUGAUGAUAAACAACAACGACAAGACGACGAACGACAGGGUACAAGAAGUAAUCAACUAAUCAAUUCAAAUAAUACUCGCUUAUUAUUUAUAUAUACAACUUAUUUUGAAUCCGAUUUUUGUAUUCGUUGGCGACGACCUAGUCUUGUAUCUCAUGAUAUGAUAUGUGAAAUCCGGCUAAAGAAGAAAUGGCAACUUUUGGCUGAAUUUGAUAGUCAUGGUAUGGGUUACUUGAUUCAUCUAGGACAAUUGAUGAUUGAUCGACGAGGCUUGUCAUUAGUAAAUAAUCCUGAUCAUUUGGAAUGUCAUCUUUUGAUUACUUGUUGUACUUUGGUGGAUCUAAUGCGUGAAGUGGUGCAAAAGGCUAUGGGUCUAUCCAAUGGUGGUGUUGCUAAUGGUUAAUGAUUAGAAUAGUUUAUCAUAGAAUUUAUUAUUAUUAUUAUUAUAUUUUACAAAUAAAAAUUAUAUCUCCUUUAUUCCCUUU